AUGAGUCCAGAUGUACCGCUGCUGAAUGAUUAUAAACAGGACUUCUUUCUGAAGCGCUUUCCACAGACUGUGCUUGGAGGCCCUCGGCUCAAAUUAGGCUUUUGUGCCCCUCCUUACAUAUAUGUUAAUCAGAUUAUCCUUUUUCUGAUGCCAUGGGUUUUGGGUGGAAUAGGAACACUUUUGUAUCAGUUAGGCAUCUUGGAAGACUAUUACACUGCAGCACUUUCAAGUGGACUAAUGCUUUUCAGUGCAUUUGCCAUCCAGCUCACAAGUUUGUAUGCCAGAAACAAAUCCGUGACAGUGGAAAGAAUGCUAACCACAGAUAUCUUAGCAGAGGAAGAUGAACAUGAAUUUACAAGUUGUGCUGGUGCUGAAACUAUCAAAUUCCUAAUUCCUGGCAAGAAAUACCUAACCAAUACCAUUUUUCAUGCUGUGCUUGCUGGAGUAGUGUGUGGACUUGGAACAUGGUAUCUGCUCCCCAACAGAUUAACCUCGCUUUAUGGCAGUAUGGGGGGCACUGUGCUCUUAUUCAUCUUUGGCUGGCUGACCUUAUGUAUAGGAGAAUAUUCAUUGAUUGUAAACACAGCUACAGAGACUGCAACUUUCCAAACUCAGGAUACUUAUGAAAUCACUCCCCUCAUGAGACCUCUUUAUAUUUUUUUCUUUGUUUCUGUGGAUCUUGCACACAGGUUUAUGGAGAAUAUACCAGCUCUGGAACAAAUGAAUCAGAUUUUACACAUCUUGUUUAUUUUCUUGCCUUUUCUCUGGGCACUGGGGACUCUGCCUCCACCAGAUGCACUUUUCUUAUGGACAAUGGAGCAAGUUUUAGAGUUUGGUCUUGGAGGCUCUCCCAUGUCAACACACCUACGGCUGUUAGCAAUGUUCAUCAUUUCGGCUGGGGCAGCUGUAACAUCCUAUUUUAUUCCGAGCACCAUUGGUGUGGUUCUUUUCAUGACUGGACUUGGAUUCUUACUGAGUCUUAACCUAAGUGAGAUGGGUUUUGUCUUCAAACACAGUGUGGCCAGGACCAGAGUUAUAACCAAAUCAGAGGCUUUACCUAGUGAUGCAGAAGCACAGUUUCCCUGGAAAGAAUGUGUUUUCUACAUUGUUAUGUUAGUCUUGGCUCUCUUGGAAACAAGUUUGCUGCAUCACUUUGCUGAUUUCUCACAAAUUUCCAAAAACAGUCCUCAGACUAUUGUUGGCUAUAUUUUGAUUAUAUUACUUGUAAUACUGUGGAUUCUUAGAGAAAUUCAAGGUGUCUAUAUCUUUGGGAUUUUCCAAAACCCUUUCUAUCCAAAGGAUAUGCGAACUGUGGCUGUGUUCUUAGAGAAGCAGAAAAGACUCAUGAAGAUUGGAGCUGUCAGACGAAUUUUGCUAACUGUAGUGUCACCUUUUGCUAUCAUGGCAUUUCUCUCAUUGGACAGUUCCUUACAAAGCCCUCACUCUGUGGCUGUCUCCAUUGGAUUCACAAGAGCUUUUAGAAUGGUAUGGCAGAAUACAGAAAAUGCUUUAAUGGAGACAGUCACAGUAUCAGUAGUACACUCAUUGAUCUUCAGUAAAGAUUUAUGGUGGAACAGAAACUUGAAUACAGGAAUUAGACUCUUACUGGUUGGUAUUGUGCGUGAUCGUCUGAUUCAGUUCAUCUCUAAAUUACAGUUUGCUGUGACUGUACUUGUGGCUUCAUGGACGGAGAAAAAACAACGUCGAAAAUCAACUGCCACUUUAUGUAUACUCAACAUUGUCUUCUCUCCGUUCGUGUUGCUCUUUAUAGUUUUUUCUACACUGCUCUCUUCUCCCUUACUUCCUCUCUUCACCCUUCCUGUGUUUUUGGUGGGGUUUCCCCGACCCAUUCAGAGCUGGCCGGGAGCAGUGGGCACUGCAGCCUGUGUGUGUGCGGAUACAGUGUACUACUACCAGAUGGUCCCGAGUUUGGCUGCUGCACUGCAGUCUGCAAUGGCAGCUGGAAGUUUAGGUCUCCUCUUACCUGGGUCUCAUUACUUGGGUCGUUUUCAGGAUCGUUUGAUAUGGAUAAUGAUUCUAGAAAGAGGCUACACUUACUGCUGUAUUAACAUUAAGGGGUUAGAAUUGCAGGAGACAUCUUGUCACACUGCUGAAGCUCGAAGAGUGGAUGAAGUUUUUGAAAGCGCCUUUGAGCAAGAAGAAUUUGUAAGAAUGUGUUCCCUUAAUGAGCACUUUGGAAAUAUCUUGACACCGUGUACGGUUUUGCCUGUGAAGUUAUAUUCUGAUGCCAGGAGUGUUCUAUCUGGCAUAAUAGAUUCUCAUGAAAACUUGAAAGACUUUAAAGAUGACCUUGUUAAAGUACUUGUGUGGAUACUUCUUCGGUACUGCUCCAAAAGACCUAGAAGACCUGAUAGCGCUCACAAAGCUGAAAAUGAAGGGAAAGCACCUCUAAUAAUCAUGUCCACUUCAAAUCCUGCACAACCAGAGUACCCAGAAGACAUGGUUAGUUUAAAUUCAGAAUCACUUGAUAACUGGUCUGAUGAUAAUUUUGACGAUGAGCCAACAAUCCAAAAAGAAAAGAAAGACAAAAAUCAGUUGAAAGUUUUACCAGAUACAAAUUUGCCUCUUCCAGGAUCAAUAGAAUCAUGGAAGGUUGAUGAGCUUUCCACAGACAAUGUAUAUGAAAAUAGUCUUUUUAAAACAGUCAUAUUGGGAUAUCCAGCUACUGACAAAGGAAAGCAGGAAGACAUGGGAUGUAUUCCUCUCAUGGAGUUUAGUUGUUCUCAUUCUCACUUGUUAGGCUUACCUGAAGAGUGGAGAUACAACUGUUUGCAUGAUUCCAAAAGGAAGGAGAUGAGGGCGUUAUUUCCAGAAGACUGGUACCAAUUUGUAUUAAGGCAGUUAGAAUGUUUUCAUUCAGAAGAAAAGGCCUCAAGUGUACUAGAAGAAAUUGCGAAGGAUAAAGUUUUAAAAGACUUUUAUGUUCAUGUAGUAUUGACUUGUUUCAUUAGUUUGUUUGGAGGAGAUAAUAUGGCUCCUAGUCCUGGUCACAUACUGAGAGUUUACAAUGGUGUUUUGCCCUGGUCUGUUGCCUUGGAUUGGCUUACAGAAAAACCAGAACUAUUCCAGCUAGCACUGAAAGCUUUCAGGUAUACUCUGAAACUAAUGAUUGAUAAGGCAAGUUUAGGUUCAAUAGAAAACUUUAAAGAGCUGAUUAACUGCCUUGAAGAUUAUGAAAAUGACUGGUAUAUUGGUUUGGUGUCUGAUGAAAAAUGGAAGGAAGCCGUUUUACAAGAAAAACCAUACUUGUUUUCCCUGGGGUAUGAUCCUAAUAUGGGAGUUUACACUGGAAGGGUACUUACCCUUCAAGAAUUCUUGAUCCACGUUGGAAAGCUGAAUCCUGAAGCUGUUAGAGGGCAGUGGGCCAAUCUUUCAUGGGAACUGCUGUAUGCCACAAAUGACGAUGAGGAACGUUACAGUAUACAAGCUCAUCCGCUCCUCUUAAGGAACCUUACGGUACAAGCAGCUGAUCCUCCCUUGGGAUACCCGAUUUAUUCUUCAAAACCUCUUCCUAUACAUUUGUAUUAGAGCCUCUUUUGACAUGCACAUGUAAU
Molecule: messenger RNA, 3575 nt
Organism: Elephantulus edwardii (Cape elephant shrew)
Lineage: Eukaryota; Metazoa; Chordata; Mammalia; Macroscelidea; Macroscelididae
Gene: PCNXL4
Product: pecanex-like 4 (Drosophila)
Exons: 10
Coding region: 1-3549 (1182 amino acids)
Cellular component (GO): membrane
Source: RefSeq, a predicted model, not a curated record